AUGACUUCGUUUAGCACUUUCGUCCUCGACACGCUGCAGGCUGCGCCUUUCCUAACUUUCGUCUCCUUCAUUCUCAUUUAUAUCCUUCUCGGCCCGACCAUCAUAACCUUGGUGUUCAGAUUGUCCGGCCUAGCACCUACCACCGACGAGUCGCAAAGGACUUGCCCAACGUGCGACGGAAGCGGGGUGGUCGAUGUGACGAUGCAAGAUAAAUCAUCACAGACCGAAGUCCACUGA
Messenger RNA from Penicillium hordei, 237 nucleotides. RefSeq lists its product as uncharacterized. The transcript has a single exon. The record is from RefSeq and is a predicted model, not a curated record. Bases 1 to 237 code for a protein of 78 amino acids. NCBI's taxonomy places the organism in Eukaryota, Fungi, Ascomycota, Eurotiomycetes, Eurotiales, Aspergillaceae.